CGUUAAGGCGUUGCACAUAUAGGAAAUAACGUUGCAGCAUGGCUCGUGAGCACCUGGAGUUUAGCAGAGAGCAGUUUAAUCAGUGACGGAUCUGCGAUGGUCCAGCGUGGCUGAGGACUGAGACCACCGAGGACUACACACACACACUUAUACCCACAAGAGUUCUCCAUGAUGUCGAAGGUGAAGCCGAAGACAAACGACUCUGCAGCCAAAACAAAACCGCCUGUGUCGAAAACUAUAAACAUCAACAACGCGAAGAAGAAAAAUAAAUUCUGGUAUGAGGAGAAGGUGAAAACGAGGAGGCCUCAGUCAAACAAGCAAGUGUUACCUCCAACAGAUGCCCAGCACUUCUCUGCCAACUGGAAAGCUUUGCAGGAGAAGUUAAAAUCCACCCCGCCGGAGCAGAAACAGCCGGUGACACCGAAACCUCAGAAUGGAGCGCUGCCAAAAAAGAAGGCUAAAGAGAACUCUUCUAAAGAUACGUCCAAGAUCGAUAACACCGGUCCAGCGCAGACAGGCGCUGGGAAGAAAGGGAAACCCAAGAGCACGUCUAACAGUGUUGUCUCCAAGGACAACUUGAAGGUUCCCGAUAUCUCGCAGACAAAACCGUCUACUGCCCCGAAAAGGAAAGGAGACGGUGGGAAGUCAAACAGCGCGCAUGCAGCCAAGAGAAAGAAGCCUGUGGUCGAAGAGACGAAACUAACAGAAGACGACCUGUGGUUUGAUGACGUGGACCCCGACGACAUCGAGGCGACAGUGGGAGCCGAGGCAGCGGAGAUCAUGAGGAAGAAGCAGGGCAUCAGGCCGCCGAAGGACGCAGAGAGCGCCCUGGUCAAGGAGAAAGCCUUUGAGGGCCUCACCAGAGCGGUGGCUAUCGAUUGUGAGAUGGUGGGAGUGGGUCUGGACGGAGAGGACAGCAUCUUGGCGCGCGUGUCCCUCGUGAACCACUUUGGGAAAUGCAUCUAUGACAAAUACGUCAAACCCACCGAGAAGGUGACGGACUACAGGACGGCCGUCAGCGGCAUCCGACCAAAUGACAUCAAAGAUGGAGAGGAUGUGCACACCGUGCAGAAGGAGGUAGCUGAGAUCCUACAAGGCCGAAUCGUGGUUGGACAUGCCAUACACAAUGACUUAAAGAUUUUACUCUUGGAUCAUCCAAAAAAGAAAAUCCGGGACACUCAGAAGUAUAAACCUUUCAAGAAGAGAGUUAAGACGGGUCGACCCUCACUGAAAGUUCUCUGUAGAGAAAUCCUCAACGUGAAGGUCCAGCAGGGUGAACAUUCAUCUGUCCAAGACGCCCAGGCCACCAUGAGGCUGUACACGAUGGCCAGAAAACAGUGGGAAGCCGAGAUUAAAGCCAGUCACCAGAACAAACACUUAGACAAGAAAAGUGAGAGAAAACCCAGGUCCCCUAAGAGCAAAGGCAAGAAGCCCACGGGCUUAUGAACUGAGAGCCAAUCUGCAUGAGGACAGAUCAUCUCCGAUCAUCAGAAUAGUUACCGCGAUUCUCAAGAUCUAUCACAAGAGAGUGAUGAAAAACAAACCAUUCGGAAUACAGAAUAAAUGUGUGACUCAGCCUGAGACCUUUAGUUCCAGGAUGCAAAGGACUUGGUUGUUUCACCAGGACUUCAGCAAACCCAGGAUUGUUGUGUGUCUAACAUCUGUGAGAGAUCGGAGCUUUUAUUAACACUGAACCUUUCUGCCAGACACCCUCUCCCAGUUUUACUCCCAGGAGCUAGACACUGGUGUUCCAGAGCUCUCUGUCAAGGAGAAGCUCUCUCUGAGGUGUUUAAAAUCAUGUCUCCAGUGUCACAGAAUUAAUGGUUGAUAUUGCGCUGUGGUCUGAGACUCAGUCCCGGUGAGUGUAUCAGUAUUAAUAUGAGCUGGAAGUAGCUCCUGUUCCCUUCAGAGGAUAAGUGUUAUAGAUGAUGGAUGGAUGGGCCCACGUCUGGUAUGAAUUGUUUAGAUGUUCGGUUUGUGAUUUGAUUCCUUGUUGCCUCAAGAGUUGUAUGUUUGGAAAAGUGUAACUAAAACACAAGAUCUCUU
This is a messenger RNA of Hippoglossus stenolepis (Pacific halibut), 2046 nucleotides long. It is a transcript of the gene rexo4, whose product is annotated as REX4 homolog, 3'-5' exonuclease. Bases 169 to 1446 code for a protein of 425 amino acids. NCBI's taxonomy places the organism in Eukaryota, Metazoa, Chordata, Actinopteri, Pleuronectiformes, Pleuronectidae. Gene Ontology annotation, molecular function: nucleic acid binding; 3'-5' exonuclease activity. The record is from RefSeq and is a predicted model, not a curated record. The transcript has 9 exons. Gene Ontology annotation, cellular component: nucleus. Gene Ontology annotation, biological process: DNA catabolic process; rRNA processing.